GAACCAUGAAUCUGGGGUGAUCUCCAUCUGCUCACACUCGCCGUUUCUCUCCUGUCCCCCGUCUCCGUUCGUACCGACCGCCCCCCUUCAGCUCGUCACCCGACCUCGGUACCUUCAAAGUCAACAAUCGGCAUCACCGUUCAUGUUGAUGUUCAGCCUCGGGCUGUACACUUUGUCGAUUCUCUAGCUGCUUCCGCUGUUGCUGCUGCUGUUGGUCUGAUCUACUUCAUCGCUCAGCUCCAUCAUCAUGUCUGUCAACGGCCACCACACCGCAUACAGUCCGACCUCCGUGUCGUCAUCCGCGUCUCACGGUCUGUCCCACCACAACAAUAUCCUGACGGCAUCCAUCACCUCGUCCACAUCAUCCCGGCAUCCCUCAGCAAUCUCAAAAACCUACCGCCAAGCUUCAACGCUCUUCCUCACGCGUCGUCUUCCCGAAGCUCUAACAACUCUUCUCCCACUCAUAACUCCACCCGAAGCUAUCGAUGAUGGCGAACCUGCACCAGUCACACGUGCCUCGAGGACAACGCGCGUCAAGGUCUGGAGCUUGUACCUGACCAUCCUCAAUGCCAUCAUCGAGUUGGAACCCGAGGAGGGUAAGGAUGCCUUUGGAAACCAGGAGUGGAGAGCCUUGUGCACCAAGGUUCGGGAAGGAGAGAUCUGGGACGAGGUCGCCAAGAAUGGUUACCACGGCGUUGAGGGUGACGUCGAUUCGGAUGUUGUUAUUAACUUGGCGACAUUGCUACUCGCACACGCUCGCGACCAGACCCUUAACCAGCACAAGCUAGAGGCUUAUCUAGCCACAACAAACACCCCCGACCUCGACGUCGCGGGUCGGCUUGCCGAAUCGCCGAGUUCGCGAAUGUCCAAUCGGUACCGAUCUCCGGCCAAGGGAGCGAGCGGCGCCGACACCCCCAGAGACCUCAACGCCCGAGUUAAGAUUCUCGAGCUAUACACAUUACACGUACUCUUGCGAAACAAUGAAUGGGACUAUGCCCGCGAGUUUAUCAGCGCUAGCCCCGUCUUGGAUGAAGAGCGUCGCGAAGCGUUCCUCCAGGCAUUGCAAAGUCUCCAUGAGGAGCAACAAGAGCAUGAGAGGCUUGAGAAGGAGGAGCGUCAACGCCAGGAGGAUGAGCUGCGGAAAGAAAUCGAGGAAGCCAAGAGGCUACGUGCUGAGAAUGAAGAGAAGGAGCGGAAGAGGAUAGAGGAGGAGCGCGCGAAGCGCGAAGGGAGCGAAGUUGACUAUGGAAUCGACGAAACUCGAACCAAGCCAGCCCGACCAGCGACAGCGAGGUCAAACGGCAAGGCCGUCCCGAAUGGCAAGGCAAUCUCUCAACCGCCCACCCUUACCUCUCGUGCGUCUAUGGUUAUCACACGGCUACGCACCGUUAUCGAGAACCUGGGGUCUACGCUCAACGCCAACCCCUCGCUCGUGUUCAAAUUGUUGGCGUUCAUUAUGGGUUUCAUUCUAAUGUUUGGUCAUGCUGGCCUUCGUGAACGGGUCAAGAGGAUACUAGCGGCCUCUUGGAAUAAGGUCAAGGCGACAGCUGGGAUGGGAGUAAAGGUCAGCUAUAUCUGACCGCUUUCUACUGUUGUAUUAUUUAGUGUCCAGCCGUUAUAAGGAGUUUUGGUAUGGGACCUAGUAUUUCAAAACCAGAUAUGAUAAUCACAGCUAAAUUCUGUAUCCUGUCAU
This is a messenger RNA of Fusarium vanettenii 77-13-4, 1693 nucleotides long. RefSeq lists its product as uncharacterized. Bases 248 to 1579 code for a protein of 443 amino acids. The transcript has 3 exons. The record is from RefSeq and is a predicted model, not a curated record. Lineage: Eukaryota; Fungi; Ascomycota; Sordariomycetes; Hypocreales; Nectriaceae.